UCGCGUUGAGGAGCGUUGCGGGUGCAUGCAGUUGUCCUGACAAGAGAGGGCAUCGGUACGUCCCUUCCCUCCAUAUCCCAUCUUAUCCCCCUUGCACUAUGACAUCACACAGGCAGCCACACGUCUCAACAGACAGACAGACGAUAGAUAAACAGAGAGAGAUGUGUCGCAUCAGCCACUCGACACCGCGUCAUGCAGUGAGUCGGUCGGUCGGUCGAUCGGUCGGUCGGUCGGUUAGUCCCCCUCCUGGUGUUUGUCCUCGAGCUCCAGGAUCUCCUUGGCGAUAUCAUCCUUGCGAGACAGCUUCUGCACACACACACCCCGCCAUGUCGAGAGCUCAGAUCGUUAGUGAGUGCCUGCCUGGCUGGCUGACCAUCAGCUGCUCGGGAAGUGGCUGGUAUCCGUUGGCCAUCUUCUCCUCCAGCUGCUGAAUCUCGCCCAGCUUCUUACGCAACCCACGCAGCUUCUUCUCAUGGGCCGUCUUGGCGGCCGAUGACGGCGAUGCAUCCUUGUCCUUGUCUGUGUCCUUGCCCUUACAACAACCGUCGUCAUCGCUCUCGGCCUCUGUGGCUUUGAGCCGCUCCAAUUUAGACGCCACCUGCUCGAGCUGAGGGCGGGCGAGUACGGACGAUGCGGGAUUGGCGCUCGACAGACCGUCCGCCACAUUCUUUUUCUCCUUGACGUCGACGGCACGACCAUCCACCUGAUGGAUGACGGGAGGGCAUACAUACACGAAUGAGAAGCGGCAUGGUGGCAGGUUGGGUGGGAGAGGGGGGUAGGUAGCUUACGAGGUCCUCGUCGGUGGUUCGUUCUCUGCUGUGAGUGGGUGCGUAGUUCUUGUCGGUGACCUGUCGUUCGACCUGCUCGACCUCCUCCUUCUCGGCCUUUUCUCUCUUCUUGGCCCGCUUCUUGGCGUUCUUGCUCAGCUUCACAGGGGCCUCCUCAUCGGGCGGCACAUAGCCAGGGAUGCCCUUCUUACCAUAGUGCUGACAUACAUCAGAAGAAGGACCACACAUACAUGCACACAAGUUGAUUGAGAUAUAUGUCGGAGCCCAUCCACUCAGGCAUGCCGGCAGCUGCUCUGCUCACCUCCGUACUGCGAAAUCGCUCUUGCUCCUCCUGCAAGUAAGGCGAGGCGGCAGACAGACAGAGGCAGCAGGAGGACGGACAUCAACACAGCGCAUUCACUCGAGCAUGCCAUGCAUCACAUCGGCCUGAUUCUUGUGCGCUUCCUGCUGACUGACCAUGGGCACGUAUCCCUCCCGGACGCGAAUCUCCUUUCUGGUGGUGCCAUCCGGCCGUUUGCUGGCAGCAAUGACCCUCUCACCACCGUCCUUGAUCACAUACUUCUCGCCCUGCGCACCAACCACAGUCUGCUGCGCCAUCGCACACUUGGGAGCACUGCAAGAGGUUGAGG
Messenger RNA from Vitrella brassicaformis, 1417 nucleotides. NCBI's taxonomy places the organism in Eukaryota, Vitrellaceae. The record is from the annotation of a GenBank genome assembly.